CAACGGUCACGAGACUCACAAAUUCACUGCCUCAAUUUGAAUUAAAGGCGAACAAAAACCCCGCCCCACCUCAUCUCAAUGCCCAUCCCCAUUGUCCUGCACUUAACGAACUCACAAAAACAAGAACAAACAAGAGAGACCUCCAAAUCGUACUCGGAGAAAUCGCGAAGAGAAGAAGAACAGAGGUGGUGAAAGGAACAGCGAUCAAGAACAUGGUUUCCAAUAUAGGCAUGACGGACUCUGCUUACUUCGUGGGUAGAUCGGAGAUUCUUUCGUGGAUCAACUCCACCCUCCAUCUCACCCUCUCGAAAGUCGAGGAGGCGGCAUCUGGUGCGAUUCAGUGUCAACUCGUGGACGCCGUACAUCCAGGCAUUGUACCGAUGCACAAGGUUAAUUUUGACGCCAAGAACGAGUACGAGAUGAUCCAGAAUUACAAGGUCCUUCAGGAUGCCUUCAAUAAACUCAAGAUCAACAAGCGCAUUGAGGUGAGCAAGCUUGUGAAAGGAAGGCCGCUUGACAACCUGGAGUUUAUGCAGUGGAUGAAGAAAUACUGUGAUUCUGUUAAUGGUGGUGGUCUUUUAAACAGUUACAAUGCAUCAGAGAGGAGAGAGGUAUGCAAAGGAGGGAAAGAAGUCAGCAAGAGAACAGCACCUGUGCAAACUUCUGCGAAGUCCUGUAAUCCGGGCCUUAAAACACAGUCAUGUCGUAACAAACGAAGAAAUGAAGGUGCUACUGCAAACACUGCAAAUCAACCCCCUAGGACUGCUAAACCCCCUUGUAGUUCAGUGAUUGCUUAUGAUGAACAGAUCACGGAGUUGAAAUUGUCAGUGGACGGCCUUGAGAAAGAAAGGGACUUCUAUUUUUCAAAGCUGAGGGAUAUUGAGAUGAUGUGCCAGCAUUCUGAGAUUGAACACACCCCUAUUGUCCAGGCAAUACAAAGGAUAUUGUAUGCUGUAGAUGACGAUGCCUCUCUAGUGGCUGAUGCUGAAGUUCUGAUAGCACCACAGGUGGCACAGCAAGGGCCUUUGAGCCCAAUUGCUGAGAUGAUGGAAGAGCAGUCAAGUUUGGAAACUCAGAAAAGAAAAAAUAUCCCAUCACCUGAAGUUGAUGCUGCAGCCAAUACAAUGUUGUCUCCAAGGCAGCGGUUGUCUAAUUCCUCAGACGUUCAUUUUGGUGGAUCACCGCUGAUGACAUGCUGAUGACUAGCAUUUGCUGAGCAGGAAGAUACUAGAUUGAUCAGGAGUGAAAAAUAGCAGCUGAUUUCUUCCAUGCAAGGAACUUCCCUCACAGAUGGCUGUCCUGGUAUGAUUUAUUGUUGCCUAAUCUUGUAGCACUGGCAGCUGAUUUCUUCCAUGUACAAUUGUUAUACAUGUUACUCAUGGUUGGGCAGUUUUUUUUUUUGAAACAGUUGUUGAUAGUGGAAUGAUACUUAGGGUUGAGACUGUAAAUGCUAGGGUCCUACAGAUGGAGUCCCUCGUGUAGCCACCCAUUUUGCACCCAAUUACUUUUAAAAGGCUUGUGAUAUCAUAUGCUUUGGGCAUUGCAGGUUGUAAAUUAUAAUGACUGGAGAUUGAAAAAUGCUUAGACUUAUGGUUUUUGCUAUGUUAGCUUUGAAAAAAAUGAUCAAGAACUAUAUAAAUCGAUUCAUUUGUUCA
Molecule: messenger RNA, 1655 nt
Organism: Malania oleifera
Lineage: Eukaryota; Viridiplantae; Streptophyta; Magnoliopsida; Santalales; Ximeniaceae
Product: microtubule-associated protein RP/EB family member 1C-like
Exons: 7
Coding region: 213-1199 (328 amino acids)
Biological process (GO): protein localization to microtubule plus-end; regulation of microtubule polymerization or depolymerization; spindle assembly
Cellular component (GO): microtubule organizing center; cytoplasmic microtubule; microtubule plus-end
Molecular function (GO): microtubule plus-end binding
Source: RefSeq, a predicted model, not a curated record